UUCGGAUACAAUUCAUUCUUAUAGUAUUACAAUUAUUAAGAUUUUCAUUUCAACAACGGAUUAUUGUCAUUAUAAUUAAAAUGAUACACUUUGACACGGAGUUUAAUUGGCUAUAAUUAAAAAUGUACUAUAAAUAAUAAUAUGCACUCCAUCUACACACCCAUUGAAAUCCGCAGAAGGCUUAUUUUGCAUUUUUUGUUUGCUUACUUGCAAAGAGAGCAAUAAUAAUACACUCAUCCGGAUUUGUAAAGCAAGAUAGCAUACUUUUCCACGAAGAAGUAGAUAAAGCUAUUUGGUUCAUGUGUUACGGAACUGGAAUUUAAAAAAAAUUGUAUAACAGACUGAAAUAUCACUCUCUUGAGAAAGGACAGGAGAAGACACACUAAAUUUAAGAGAAUUCAAAGGAAAAAUAUAAAUACCUUGGUUAGUGCAUUCAAUCAUUUAAAAAACUAUGUCCGGUGGUCAGUUGAAGGUGUUAAUGGCAUAUAUGCCCAAAGAUAUGGAAAAUAACGCUAUUACCUGGUUUUCUGAAGCAUUCUCAACAUAUUCAAAGUAUAAAGAUAUGGCUGAUUAUUUAAAACAAAAGUUUGAUCAUAUUUAUGGAAGAAAUUGGCAAUGCGUGAUUGGACAUGACUUUGAAAGUUCAAUUACCCAUUUGGACCAUAAUCUUAUCUAUUUCCAAUCAAAUGACUUAGAAGUGCUGCUGUUCAAAACUGCUUAUUAGAAGAAUGAAUUCUGACUAUAGCUUCUAACAAUUGUUGCUGCUCUUAUACGUCAGUAUCAACCACAGUGUAUGCACAUGCACAUGAACAAACUGUCAUAUAUUUUUUGAAGUAAAUUUCAUAGAAGCCA
This is a messenger RNA of Heterobilharzia americana, 852 nucleotides long. Lineage: Eukaryota; Metazoa; Platyhelminthes; Trematoda; Strigeidida; Schistosomatidae. The record is from the annotation of a GenBank genome assembly.